This is a messenger RNA of Adineta ricciae, 204 nucleotides long. The record is from the annotation of a GenBank genome assembly. NCBI's taxonomy places the organism in Eukaryota, Metazoa, Rotifera, Eurotatoria, Adinetida, Adinetidae.
AUGACAACCACUGGAACCGCUAACGUACUUGAUGAGGCAACUCUUGUUGCCUAUCACGAUUUCGAAGAUGCUGUAGCGAACAUUAGUGGUGUAUUCAAUGAUGUGAGUACAAACGCUAUUCAUGCACAAGGAGAUGUAUUGGACAUGGUUCUUUUCUUCUCAACAACUCUUCAUCGUCUUAUUUUCAAUCAUCUGAAUAAUUGA